Messenger RNA from Microtus ochrogaster (prairie vole), 1865 nucleotides. It is a transcript of the gene Il40, whose product is annotated as chromosome 7 C17orf99 homolog. Lineage: Eukaryota; Metazoa; Chordata; Mammalia; Rodentia; Cricetidae. Bases 306 to 1025 code for a protein of 239 amino acids. The transcript has 6 exons. The record is from RefSeq and is a predicted model, not a curated record.
UGGGCAUGGGAUCCAGGCUCCAGCCCUGGGGGAGAUGCCAGGCUGUGGGUACUCAGUGGAGAACUGACUCAAGGCGGUUGGCAGGAAGGACCUCACCGUGAGGAGCGCAGUGGGUACCAGGGAGGACACAGACACCUCUGGAGCCAGCCCUGCAGGGUAUCUGGGGGCCUCCUGGAUAGCCACAGCCUUCAAAUUAUCUCCAAGCUGCAGGCAGCCUCCCAAAGAGCAUCCAGGGGCCUUAGGGUGGAGAGGGCAGAUGAGGAAGCCUGAGCGGAGGCCCCACACAGCCCCACUCCUGCAGAAGCAUGAGGCUCCUUCCGUUGCACUUCUUGGCUGUGCUGGCUGCCUGCAGCUUCUCAGGGGAGCCAACAGAAGACAUCACCAUUGCCUACAAAGUGCUGGAAGUUUACCCUCAAAGCCGCUGGGUGCUUAUAACCUGCUACAGCCCUGAGGCACCCCGGCCCAUCACUUACUCUCUCAUGGCUAGCCGAGGGGUCCUGGUGGCAACAAGGGUUGUGCGUGAUGACAAGCCAGCCUCCUUCAACAUCAACAUCACGCUCAAGUCCAGCCCAGACCUGCUCACCUACUCCUGCCGAGCGUCCUCUGAUCUGGGCACCUAUGGGCCCAGCAGCUGGCUGCAGAUGUACUGGGAGCUGUGGACCAAGCCCGUGUCCCAGCUGCAGGCUGACUUCACCCUGCGUGAUGGGAACUCAGGCCCCACAGCAGAACUGUCCUGCCUGGCAUCCUCAGGCAGUCCACCCAUCAUCUACCGCUUGGUCGGGAAUGACGGGCGUAUACACGCACAGCAGAGACCCCUCCACGGGAAGCCUGCCAACUUCUCCAUCCCCCUGUCCCAGACGUUUGGCUGGUUCCGUUGCGAAGCUGCAAAUGGUGUCAGUGUUGAGAGCAGCGCCAGCGUGCUGCUGCCCCCAGGGGAGCUGCCCCUGACACCCACCUGCAUUCUGGCCGGCAGCCUGGUCUCCAUUGCCGCCAUUAGUUACGGGAUGCUGAGGUCAACCAGGUAAUAACCACGGGAGCCUGACGUUGGGCGAGAGGCCAACCACCCCCUUCAACAGCCAGGGUCCUAAGUGGGAACAGCAGGUUAGUCUUAUGAGAUGGGUUGUCAUCGAGAUACAGCAAGGAUCCAGCCUGAAGCCGCUUAUUAAAGCCAAAAGCCUACAGUGUCUAGCAUGUUCCUUUCACACCCCACCCUAACCCGGGCUCUCAGCCGACUUCUGGUGGGGGACUUCCCUAUGGGUCUCAUGAAGCCUCAAGGGACCAGAGUGAGUCAGGGGCUUCUGGCCUGCAUAGCCCCCCACAGCGGUCCCACCAGCCAACCUUUCUGCAAAGGUGAGGCCUCCCAAGUUCCCCUCUCUAAGCCUUCACAUCUCUGACAUGUACAGUGGCCAGGGCCUCUGUGUGGUCUGACUCCAGGUACCACAGAUCUCUGAGCAGAUCUUUGGGUGGUGGUCAGUUCUGUCUCCGUGAACAUCUCAGCUUGACCCCUGUUGGAGCUCCUGGUUCCUCCUCCCAAGACUAUCCAGAGGUUAGACUCUCGGGAGGGUAUGUCACCUCUCUGAGACUCAUUGUUUUCCUCUAUAAAAUGGGAGUACAGAGGCCUACCUAGCUCCUGACCGUGUGACCAGGGGCCAGCGAGUAACCUCUUGGUGAUUCAAUGCCUUUAGUGGCUUGAGUAAGAAGCUCACUGAUGCUCUUGAAACCAUAAGAUUGGGUGAGUCUGCAUGACCUGGACUGUGGACUCCCUUGUCAUCAGGUUGUGACCAGAAGACAGAGUCCCCAGGCUUGCCUCCCUGCCUACACAAGAAUUCACCACUGCUGCCUGGCGGUGGUGGCACACACCUUUA